AUGGAGAACAAAAGCGAUGAAGAAUACAACGUUAGCUUAGACUCACAAUCCACAAUUUCGUGUAGUGCUACUUAUCAACCUGUGCCCAACACACCCACUCUGAAAAACUCAGUGACAGCAAGCAAGUCGAAGACCCCCAAAUACCUCCGAAAUGCUUCCAUCAAGUUGCUUACACAUCCAGUAGACAAAAACAUUGCUUGGAGCUUCCUGGUAUCGGUCAUUUUUGCAGCGAUAUCAGUUUUGACAGGUUUUCCUACUGUCAUCAUACUAUUGUGGAUUUUAGGCAUAGCUUUAGGUUUAAGGAUAUUUCUUGCAGGAUGUUGUGGUUACAAGAGAAAUGGAAGAAUCGGCGAUGUCGAGGCGCAGCAGGACCAAAAUAGACGUUCAUCUUGUUUACGUCCGGAAAAUUUCAUCAAGCCACCUGAAGCAUUGUGGCUGCACGAUUCGAGCUUCAAUCUGCACAUUGCGCAUUGCCUCUUCUUCCUGGAGCCAGGACUUAGCGCGGAGAAGCUCCAGGACAUAGUCAGGAAUCGGGUGCUCUGCAAGAUCACCAGGAAUGGUGAACGAGCUUUUCCCAGGUUCGUUCAGAAAGUGGUUCCAGUGUGCAGUGGAUACUGUUGGGUGGAUGAUGAGGACUUCACGCUGGAUAAUCACAUCUAUGAGGAACAGUGUGAUAUCGCAACUUCGGAAGAGCUGGAGGAACAUGUCAGCACCCUAAUGAGCCAGCCUCUCCCUUUGUCGAAGCCAUUAUGGGAGAUCAGACUCAUUAAAGACUUUAGCCGGUGUAAAGAUACUGUCCUAGUCAUCAGGAUCCAUCAAGCAGUUACCGAUGCUAUAACUUUAAUCUACAUUCUUGGGAACUGUCUUUCAGAUAACCAGCACUUUAUUAAGUUAAAGACGCGUUUUGGAUCGGCGACGUAUUUUCUUAAUCUUUUUCGUGCACUUUUUGUGGCUCCUUUGACUUUUAUCGGUUGGCUAGUCUUAAAACGCAGGGACUACAAUUUCUUCAACCGUCGUCACAAACCUCAGAGUAGAGUUGUGGCAUGGUCUCACAACAUACGUUUCUCAAAGGUGCUGAGGAUAAAACAGGUCAUGCGUUGCAGUUUGAAUGACGUUUUUGUGUCUGCAGUAUCCGGAGCCGUUAGAGCUUAUUUUGCCAAAAAUGGAAUAAUGAACCCACCGAACGUCACGUUGAGCAUCCCAGUGGAUCUGCGGCAAGAACCUUGCAACGCGUCCAUCGUUCCAAUCAUGGGCUGCAGGUUCUCACAAGUCCAGGUGAGACUCCCAUCCAACACGGAAGGAGCCAUCCCCAGACUUUGGGAUGUGAGACGUCGAAUGGAGGAACUGAAGACUUCUCCUGACACGGUCGUCAUGUAUGGAGCUAUUUACUGCUUGCUUCCAAUCCUGCCAGAAGUCGUGGCUCAAUGGAUACUCAACACUGUCUUUAGAAAGGCUAGUGUAGUUCUCGCCAACGUGCCGGGUCCAGAAGAGAUGCUGAUGCUCGGAGCGAAGAAGCUGAAGAAGAUCACCUACUGGAUGUCCCCUCGUCCAGAGAUCCCCGUCGUCUUUUCCGUCAUCUCCUACGCUGGCAGCAUCCAGUUGGCCGUUUCUGCUGACAAAAGCGUGGUCCCCCAGCCGCAAGCAUUGGUCAAGGAAUUCAUCUUGGAGAUCAGCCGACUGUCACAUCUCCUGGCAAGGCGCAGAAUUCCCGGAGAGCACAGGAGGCGGAGCCAUUUCACCGAAGAGAGAAGACUCGUAGAAAUUAUUAAUCCUCCGGACGAAGAGUUGCAGCAAAAAUUGUACUCAGUUCAAGAAGAGAUUCAUGCAGUAAGCCAAGAGUUGAAUGCACUCACAAGUGGAGCGGUAACAACACAAGCGGGCGAUAAUGUGGUGGUCAUCAAGCCGUGCCGAACAUCAACAGAAUCAAAACUGAUACAGAAACUAGACGAACUCAAAGAAGAAUUUUCUGAACUGAUCCGGGAGCUUAGAAGACGAAAAUCUCUUGCAGAUGGCAUUGUCCUCAACAGCCAGGAUGAAGACAUGGAUGGAGAGUUGAGGCGCCCUCGACGACUGACACUUUCGUCUUCUGGCCGGCGAGCGAGUCUCAAUACCAUGUUGGCAUUGGCAUCGACUACGCGUCCUCUCGCCACGCCCACUAUAUCUCAUCAUUCCUUCGUGGUGUCUACGCCCAAUCUACAGGCCCCCUCCGAGUCACCGACAUCUUCCCAACAGAGGCCAACUUUCCUUCAAGUGGCACAAGAACGAUUUGGAAGAAGAAAAUCUGAUUUUAACUGAAUCGUAGACGCUUCUUUGUAAACAGCUGAUGUGACAGUUUCGGUGAAUUUCUCUAAAGAAGUUGACUCCAUAAUUAGAAAAUGGUCCGUGCCAAAUUGCUUAGGUUGUGCUCGAUGGUGAUUAUACAACUUCAAUUUAAAAUAUAGCAGUUCUAUGAAUACUGUAAAACUUUUUUGAGAUGACUACUAAUUCUUCAUACUGUGGCCGUGAUAUAAAGGUUAGGCUGAAGCAAGAUUUGAUAAAGAUGUGUAAAGAUUCCGAAUUUUAUUCAAA
Molecule: messenger RNA, 2568 nt
Organism: Uloborus diversus
Lineage: Eukaryota; Metazoa; Arthropoda; Arachnida; Araneae; Uloboridae
Exons: 7
Coding region: 1-2295 (764 amino acids)
Biological process (GO): triglyceride biosynthetic process
Cellular component (GO): plasma membrane
Molecular function (GO): long-chain-alcohol O-fatty-acyltransferase activity; diacylglycerol O-acyltransferase activity
Source: RefSeq, a predicted model, not a curated record